Molecule: messenger RNA, 1656 nt
Organism: Coprinopsis cinerea okayama7#130
Lineage: Eukaryota; Fungi; Basidiomycota; Agaricomycetes; Agaricales; Psathyrellaceae
Exons: 3
Coding region: 1-1656 (551 amino acids)
Source: RefSeq, a predicted model, not a curated record
AUGUCGUUGCUUGGGCAGCUCCCCGGGGAGCUCUAUUCCUCCAUUUUCGACUAUCUUCCCAAGGAAGUUGUUCAGUGCACAGUGUUAUCCUUGACACGAGUAUUUCCCAAGGCAGCUAUUCCACUUCGAUACCUCUACGCUAGCAUUCGGGUCAGGAAGCAAGGACAAGAAGUUGCGCUCAAUCGACACUUGCGCGAGCUCAAAAGUCGAGAAUCAAAGGCGAAGGAGGAAGGGGACACCUCGACCUCAAGCCCUAUGGCAAUGAUUUACGAAUUGUCGGUCGAGCUCUGGACUGUGGACGCAGAUAUACUGGUCAACAUCGUUGGGAUGCUUCGCACAUAUCGUCUGAAGUCUUUGACUAUCUGGAUUGGGCCUAACAACUUUUCUCCAGAACAUCUGGAAGAGAUGUUUCAGAGGCCGAUUGAGAGUCUGGUGUAUCUCGGAUUGCGGUUUCGACCAUAUGUCAAAAGGGCGACAUAUUACCAGUUUCUCAAGGGUGCCUACUUUGACACGACGAUAUCAGCACUCGCUCGCUGGCCAGAAUCGUCGUUCCCUACGCUUUCCAUCGUUCAGGAUCCGCUGAAAGCCGACCCAGAUAUCCCUGUUCCGGGCGGUGGCCAAUCAUUCGCUCAACCGAUUGUCUUCUUCAGACUCGAUCCAUGCAUUUCGGCACUCCUCCAAUCCCCGGCCCUUUCAGCAUCCUUGAAUGCCUUCCGACUCCGCGUUCCCUCUCGCCCUGUUGUUAGGGCCCUUUGCUAUCCACCACUGAUGAGCGAAAACAGCGACGGAGACCCGGUUUCUACUCCUCACCUCGAGGUCCUUGACCUGUCCACCUCGAACGUUCUGGAAGGAGAAGUGGAUCUCAUCCUAUCUCAUUACAAGGACUUGAAGCACCUAUUAUUGGAUGACUGCAUCAUCCUUCGAGGAGAGCUGGGUGUCGGGGAAUGGAGUGCAAUGGGAAAGCGAUGUGCGAUGGCGGGCGCUCGAAGGGCAAAAGAGUGCGAAAAGGCAUUGACCGCUUGGUAUGAGCGAAGGACAAUAGCAGCAUUUAGUGGAAGCGAUAGCUCGCCGGCUGCUAUGCCAGAACAGGCUCGAAGACCGCGCAGAGGCCGCCGCGGAUUGGCGACUGCGACGAUUUCAAUACGCGACGAUCCACCAAACCCAGGUCCAUCACGCCCUCCGGCAGGGUUGCCCAGAGAAGCCUUACCCAGGUUCAAGAUAUUACCCCCGAUUCCUUCGCUGCGAACCCUCUGUGCGACAACUUCCUCCUCCGUGCAUCCCGAUGCAUACGAGACCAUCCGUUCCGAAUUUGAAGCUGGGUGGGCGGAGGGCAUAGCGCAACUGGCCGUCAGGAGGGCAAGGCUGAGAGAAAGUGCGAAGUUGGGGACAAAAAUACUGCGAUUCUCAGAGGGAGACACAGUACCGGAGGUGAAUGAAUGGGAAUGGAACGGAAUGCUAGCCUAUGCAGCUAGUCAUGGUUUAGAGUUGGUCGACAAGGCUGAUUUAGAGGCAUUCGACACAUUGGGUUACGGGUCCGGAGAUCCCAAAGAUAUUCCAACUCCUAUCCUCUGCCUCGCUGGUGGCGAGGAAAGUGCGCUACACGUCCCAGGCUGCGGGCACUCUGUUGUAGCUGACCUUUGGCCUGUGCAAGGCUGA